This is a messenger RNA of Merops nubicus (carmine bee-eater), 1176 nucleotides long. It is a transcript of the gene VRK2, whose product is annotated as vaccinia related kinase 2. Gene Ontology annotation, molecular function: ATP binding; protein serine/threonine kinase activity. The transcript has 10 exons. Gene Ontology annotation, biological process: signal transduction; peptidyl-serine phosphorylation. Gene Ontology annotation, cellular component: nucleus; cytoplasm. The record is from RefSeq and is a predicted model, not a curated record. Bases 4 to 1176 code for a protein of 390 amino acids. NCBI's taxonomy places the organism in Eukaryota, Metazoa, Chordata, Aves, Coraciiformes, Meropidae.
UGGAUGAAUCUCAAAAAAUUAAGAUGUUUAGGGAUUCCAGUGUUUUGGGGAUCAGGCUUGGCUGAGUACAAGGGGAAAAGCUAUAGAUUCAUGGUCAUGGAGAGACUGGGGGAAGACCUUCAAAGAAUCUUUGAAGAUUGUGGAAGCAGAUUUAAAAAGGAGACUGUUCUGCAGCUUGGGGCACGAAUGUUGGAUACUUUGGAAUAUAUACAUGAAAAUGAGUAUGUUCAUGGUGACAUUAAAGCAGCAAAUCUCCUUUUGGGCUACAGCAAUCCACACGAGGUUUAUCUUGCAGAUUAUGGACUUUCCUACAGAUAUUGUCCCAAUGGGAACCACAAACAGUAUCAGGAAAAUCCUAGGAAGGGCCAUAAUGGGACAAUAGAGUUUACCAGCAUAGAUGCCCACAAGGGAGUAGCCCCAUCCAGACGAGGUGACCUUGAAAUCCUUGGCUACUGCAUGCUGCAAUGGUUGUGUGGGAAGCUGCCCUGGGAACAGAACCUGAAGGACCCUGUAGCUGUCCAGACUGCAAAAACAAAACUUAUGGACGAGCUCCCAGAGUCGGUGCUGGAAUGGGAUCCUUCUGGAAGGAGCUGUAGUGAACUGUCCAAGUUCUUGGUGUGUGUUUCUGGCUUAGCUUACGAUGAGAAGCCGAAGUAUCAAGUGCUGAAGAAGAUGCUGCUGGCUGGGCUGGAGGCCAGUGGAACCCUCUAUGACGGGGCUCUGGAGUUCUCCGCCGUGCGGAAUCCCCGUGCGGUUCACCUGCCAAAGCCCAUGCCCAAACCAGCUCAGCGGAAGCAAAGAAAGGUGGAAGGGGAAGAAUAUGUCUGUCAAAACAAAGCCUGUGCAGGGGUAACGAGCAAGCAGCUCCAGGAUGAAAACAAGCCAAAUAAAUUGAACAGGAUGCUUCAGCAGACAGAGCCUCAGCAGGUGAGGGCCUGGCGGGGUCACUGCCCCCCGGUGGCACAGAGGCCCGGCAGGGUGGCAGAGGAGGAAGCCCAGUGCCCCAGCAGGCCCCGUGCCCGGGGCACACGCCGGCAGCGCCAGGCUGAAGAGAAGCCACUCCCACUUUACACCAAGGUGCAGGACCCGGAGCACCCACGACAGUCUGCUGAGCACUGCCGGGAGACUCGGGUAGAAGCUAGGAGAGAGAAGCAGAAAAAGCACAGCUGUACCUGA